AGCAUGUGCCGAUGUCGCCCAGCAACCUGGGCCGCAGGGCACCCUGUUCCCAUGGUGCUGCAGCCAGCUGUGACUGCUGAUGUCCAGGGUCUACGCAGCCGGGCUGCCCAACGGGUACAGGGCCCAGAGCCCAGUGCUUUCUCCUGCCUGCAGGCGCCAGCUCGGGGCCUGGGAACGACGGGGCCCUUUCUGCCGCCAUGGGCUGGCACCAGCUGCUCCCCCUCUACCCCCUCACUCUGUGCCAGGCAGCAGCUCUUCCCUUCGCUCUUCUGUUCCGCUCCCUCUGCACCUUGGAUGCGUUUUCCACUCAUGCCAGGCACCUGUUUCUCCUGGCUGGGGGAGGCAUGCUGGCCUGGGCCGCCAUGGGGUGCCAUGCCGUGCUCGUCUUCAUCCCUGCCGUGUGUGCUGUGGUCCUCAUCUUGUCACUCAGUGCACAGGACGUGCACAGGUGGGUCUUCCUCUUCCAGAUGGGCUGGCAGAGCCUGUGCCACCUCGGCCUGCACUACACAGAGCACUACCUGCAGCAGCCGCCAAGUUCCAGGUUCUGCACCGCCCUGUCCGCGCUCAUGCUCCUGACCCAGAGGGUCACGUCCCUCUCCUUGGACAUCUGUGAGGGGAAAGUGGCGACAGCAGGCCCCCGGAGCAGGUCCUCUUGGUCUGGGAAUCUGGGUGAGGCCCUGACCUACCUGAGCUACUUGCUCUUUUUCCCUGCCCUCCUGGGAGGGCCUCUGUGCUCCUUCCAGACGUUCCAGGCUCGAGUCUGCAACGGCAGUCCUGCAGGUCCUGGGCACGCUGCCCGGGCUCUGGCCUGGCCUGGCCUGCAGCUGCUCAGUUUGGAGGGCCUGAAGGUGGCUGUGAGGGUGCUACUGGGAGCCAGCCCAGGGCUGGCUGGCUGCCGGCAGCUGGAGUGUGUCCUGGUCGUGUGGGCCACAGCCGGGUUCUUCAAGCUGACCUACUACUCACACUGGACGCUGGACGCAGCCCUGCUCCAGGCAGCUGGCUUUGAGCCUGUGUGUGAGGAGCAGGGCCCAGACGCGGACAUCUGGACGCUGGAGACCGCCCACCGCAUCUCAGUGUUCACCAGGGCCUGGAACCGCAGCACGGCGCGCUGGCUGAGGCGGCUGGUGUUCCAGCGCAGUGCACGCUGGCGGCGGGCACUCACCUUCGCCUUCUCGGCCUGGUGGCACGGCCUGCACCCCGGCCAGGCACUCGGCUUCCUGUGCUGGGCUGUGGCAGUGGAGGCCGACCACCUGGUACAUGCCUAUGCCCGGAAGUGGGCCAGCUCUGGGCCCCCACGGCUACUGUGCAGGGUGCUGGGCUGGGUGCACACGCAGCUCACCACGGCCUACAUCUUGCUGGCCGUGCAGGCCCACUGCCCCACCACGCUCUGGCAGCUCUGCACCUCCUGCGGCAUCGUCUUUCCCCUGGCCCACUGCCUCGUGCUGCUGCUGUUCGCCAAGGGCAAGCGCAAGUGGGACUGA
Molecule: messenger RNA, 1481 nt
Organism: Tupaia belangeri chinensis (Chinese tree shrew)
Lineage: Eukaryota; Metazoa; Chordata; Mammalia; Scandentia; Tupaiidae
Gene: MBOAT4
Product: membrane bound ghrelin O-acyltransferase MBOAT4
Exons: 4
Coding region: 198-1481 (427 amino acids)
Biological process (GO): peptidyl-serine octanoylation; lipid modification
Cellular component (GO): endoplasmic reticulum membrane
Molecular function (GO): serine O-acyltransferase activity
Source: RefSeq, a predicted model, not a curated record